This is a messenger RNA of Portunus trituberculatus (swimming crab), 2716 nucleotides long. RefSeq names its product endoglucanase E-4-like. The record is from RefSeq and is a predicted model, not a curated record. NCBI's taxonomy places the organism in Eukaryota, Metazoa, Arthropoda, Malacostraca, Decapoda, Portunidae. The transcript is spliced from 15 exons. Gene Ontology annotation, biological process: carbohydrate metabolic process. Gene Ontology annotation, molecular function: carbohydrate binding; hydrolase activity, hydrolyzing O-glycosyl compounds. The coding region runs from base 88 to 1848 and encodes 586 amino acids.
GAACCUCACCAAGGGACGAACACACCUCUGCUCGUGGGUAUAUUACGGCGCCCACACCUCGCCUGGCCAAGUCUCCUGCAGGCAGCCAUGGGUAAACAAAGUGGCCUCGUCUCCUGUCUAGCGCUCCUCCUAGCAGUAACACCUGCAGGAGUGAGUGCCGAGCGGUGUGCCGUCAUCACCUUCGAUCACGAGUGGGAUGGAAACUACGCUGCAAACUUUACGUCUCAGUCUGAGAUUCCCUUCAAAGGCCUCGAUGCCUUGUUCACGUUUGACCACCCUGUCAAGUCAGUUUCCAAUUGGGGUGGCUCCGCCGAGGUGAUAGACGACAUACAUGUCAGAAUGUACAACGACAAUCUCUUCGUGGAAACUGGCGCCUACUGCACGUUUGGGUUUCAAGUAUCGUACUCCGGCGACACCCGACCAGAAGUCAUCGCCAUUGACAUGAACGGCCAGGAUGCCUGUGACGGAACAUUGUCAUGGACCACAACAGAACCAUACAUCAACCCAUGCGAGGAAACUGGAAUGGCACCCUAUGAUUACCCUCAGGCGCUAUGCAUGUCUUUCCUGUUCUACGAGGCGCAGCGUUCUGGAGUCCUGCCCCCUGACCAGCGUGUCAAGCCCUGGAGGUGGGACUCUGCCCUAAACGACGGUGUCGACGUGGGCCACGAUCUGACUGGAGGCUACUACGACGCUGGUGACCAUGUCAAGUUCGGUUUCCCGAUGGCUGUGACUACCACUGUGCUGGCGUGGGGACUCAUCGACUUCCCUAUGGGAUACGAACAAGCAGGUCAGACGGAGUACGCCAGAGCGGCGGUGAAGUGGGCUACAGAUUAUUUCCUCAAGGCACACACUGCCGAGUAUGAACUUUAUGGACAGGUGGGGAAGGGAUCAGAUGACCACGCCUUCUGGGGACGUCCCGAGGAUAUGUACAUGAAAAGACCAGCCUAUAAAAUUAACAGAGAAAAUCCAGGAACGGAGUUGGCCUGCGAGACUGCCGCCGCCCUCGCAGCAGCUUCCAUAGUAUUCGAGGGAAUCGAUGACGAGUAUUCCGCCAAGCUGCGAGAAGUGGCCAAGGAACUGUAUGCCUUUGGAGAUGAGCACCGCCUCGAGUAUCACCUCUCCAUCACCGACGCAGAGGCAUUCUAUAGGUCCUGGAGCGGGUACGGAGACGAGCUGCUGUGGGGAGCACUUUGGCUGUACCGCGCCACAGGGGAUGAGGCAUACCUGACUAAGGCUCAAGAAGCGUGGGAUGAGUUCAGCUUGGGCGAAAAAGCCGAGCAAUUUUCAUGGGAUGACAAGAAACCCGGUGCUUAUGCUCUUGGCUCAAUGGUGGACAGCACCAACACCAAGUACGCAGCGGCCCUGAAGGAGUUUUUGCGUCACGUGCGCGAAGACUCCAAAUACACGCCUGACGGUCUCGUCUUUCUCGACGUGUGGGGAGCCAACCGACACGCUGCCAAUGUUGCCUUCCUCGCCCUUUGGGCGUCCAAAUACGGCGAUCCCGCUGACGAGGCCAUCAACCUUUUGUGGGCUGUCAGUCAGAUAAACUACAUUCUCGGGGACACCGGCCACUCUUUCGUGGUGGGCUUUGGUGUUAAUCCUCCGCAACGUCCCCACCACCGCUCCAGCUCGUGUCCCAUCCCUCCCGACUCGUGUUUCCUCAACAGCUGGGGACAGACUCAGCCAGGACCGAACCCACACAUCCUUUAUGGUGCCCUGGUUGGAGGUCCCGCAGAGGACGGCACCUACGAGGACGACCGCGAGGACUACGUGCACAACGAGGUGGCUUGUGACUAUAACGCCGCCUACACUGGUGCUCUGGCGGCCAUUAUUGAAAGAAACAACUAGAAGGACGAAAUUCUCUCUCUCUCUCUCUCUCUCUCUCUCUCUCUCUCUCUCUCUCUCUCUCUCCAUCCAUAUUAAUGGUCGAUGCAAAGUAAAUUCUAAAGCAAAAACCACAGUAGUUUCUAAAACAAAACAUAAAUUGUAAUGGUUCAUGCCUCUAGAGGACUAACUGUCAGGUAAGCUAACGUAAAAAAAAAAGUUAAAAUAAAAAUAAAUAAGAUAAGAAAAUGGCCUAAUACCCACGCCAGGGUGAUGGCAAAAAAAAAAAAAAAGUAAGCACCCGCUUAAAGAUUCAAAGCACAAAAUAAAGACAUUUUUUUUUUUUUUUCAAAUAUAACACAAUUGGAUUCUAUGUGAUCCUCUUAGAGAAGCGAGACACAGGAAUCUUCACAUCUUGUGUAGGAGUUCACUUCACCUUGUGUCAUAAGAAAAAGCCAUGAGGAGUUGUCAGUCUCGGACUAUAGUGGUGAGUGCUCCCCACCAGCCAAUAGUUAGAAAAGUUAACGUGUAGCUAUCGUCUUACGAAUAUUAAGAGAGAUUAUCACAAUUGUGAUCUCGGUAAGUACCACAAUAACAUUGUCUAAUACUGCUUUCUAUAAGCCAGUCUGAAGUGGUUGGGGCUUCAAGACUGGGAACCACCUCUCAAGUAGUUCAUGCUUCCUCGAGAGUGAAUUGUUUUCCCUGGUAUUAUUUUCUUGUCACAGGUGGUUGGUUUGUUCUCAAGAGUGACUUAUCCAGGUGAAGCCGAUCUCACAGGUUGCCUAUAUACACGCCCUGUCAGAGCAGCCAGUUAUCGUUUCAGUGUACCCUCGACACACUGAUAAAAUUGCCAGAUCUUUUCUUUUCCAAAUAAAUCUCAUUCAUUCUUCUA